AUUUCAUAUCGCUACUUACCUGAUGAUAACGAUAAGAAUUAUCCAUGCUCAGUCACCUGUAACUCGCCUGUUCUAAAAAUAGAACUAUCUACCUAUAAAAGGUAGAUAUCCACGAGUUAACUUCAGUAAAUUUCCGGCGCUCAUCGAGUCACCUUCGCAUAUUUACUAUCAGUUUAGUUUGUAAUAUGACCGAGGCAGAUUUAUCGUUUGAUUUAUCAGCCGCUACCCCUACGUCUAGGGGGCGGGAUAAUAUUAACGAGGAUAUUCCUAUCCUUUCACCGGUUGAAGAGUCUUCCGGUAAACAGAAAACCACGACGAGUACGAAGAAACGUGCUUCUAAAAUGGAUUUGUUAGAGCAACGCAUGGAGCAGAAAUGGUGUAGUAGGUUUGAAUCUUUGAAAGAUUGGAUGGAGAGUAAAUUUACAGACGUUGCGGUUGCUAACAGUAAUUCGGAUGGUAGAACAUCGCGAAUAGCUCCACAUUCGGACCUUGCUAGGUCGCGAAAUCUCGACUUUCCGGACCAUAGAAGGCCGCGGAUAUCUUCACCUUCGGACCAUAGACGGUCGCGAAACACCGAAAAUGAGUCACAUAGUGAUGACAACUUAUCAAUCCAUCCACAUAGACAAGAACGUCUUGAUUUGCUCGGUGAUGAUGACGAAUCAUCGGUGUUUUCAAAUGGUAAUAAGAAAACAGUACUUUCAUUGUUGUCAGACAGUUCAGAUUCUGAAGAUGAGAACAGUAAUCGUUUUCGUAACUGUAGAUUGUCGAAAGAGAAUCGUGACAUUUUAUUUGAAAUGUUUGGGCCAGAUGCAGUGCCAUCAAAAAGUGAAAAAUCUAGACCAGGAUUGAUUUUGGAUAAAUCUCAAGAAGAAAUAUUGAAAUCUGUUUGGAGAUGUCCAGAGCCAAAUAAAAUGUCAACUUUUAAACUUGAAUCCUUGGAAAAUUUCACAGUAAGUGAAGAUUUCAAGCAACUUUUGAAGGUUCCUAGUUUAGAUCCAAUAGUAGAUUCUUUGCUCAAAGACAGAUAUGGGUCGAAGGCUUCUUACAAAGAUGGGCAUAGUUUAUACAGCUCAUCUUACAAGAAUAUCGAAAAAUUAGCUUACAAAGGUCAAAGUGCAUCAAGUGUAGCUCUCACUAUGAUUAUGUAUAUGCAACAAGGUCUAGGUAAACUUCUUACUUUACUGACGGAUAAGGAUCCAAAUAUUGAUGCUGCUAUCCAGUCAACGAAGGAUAUUUUUGCUAUUGCAUCGCAUUCACUUGAUCAAACUGCACGUGCAGGAGCUUUUCACCACCUUGUUCGUAGACGAGCAACUAUUGCUGAUACGGGUAUUGAUAGGAAAAUUCCAGACAUUGAUAAGUGGGAUCUUCCUCUUACUGAUGAAGGCGUUAUUGGAAAAGACUUUGAGAGUAAACUUAAGUCUAAAAAAGAAAUUAGCAAAAACAUAAUUGACUUGCUGUCUGAUGACAAGGACAAAUGUAAACAAACAAAAAGAAAACCAGUGAUGGAAUUUCAAUCUUUCAAAAGGUCAAGACGUGACUACAGUCCAAAAAGGAAACAAUUUGAUUACGAAAGACAAACAAACAGUUUUCAGACAAGAAGACCGUACAAGUCUUAUGCCAGUCAAAACAAGCCUUCAACCGCUGCUUCUGCACAGGGUCAAAACAGCAAUUUUCGAGGGAAAUUCAAUCAAAAGAAAUGACUUGACCAUAUCGACCAGUAACUAGUCAAACCAUUGGUGCUUGGAUAAGGAAAACUGUACAAAGGGCAUAUAAAGAGUCUGACAAGGAGUCAGGGAAAGUUUUACCUCAUUCAACACGCAGCCUUGGAGCUUCUUGGGCACUCCUAAAAGGAACUCCAUUGAAAAACAUAAUGGAAGCUGCAGAUUGGACAAGAGAGUCCACUUUUAUAAAAUUUUAUUUGAAAUCUGUUAAUACAGAAAUACUUCAAUAAUAUGUAAAAAAACAAAAAAAACAUUUUGUAAAUAACCGGCGAGUUGCGUCAACAAAAUAUGAGGUUUACUUGAAAAUACAGUGUUUUGAUAUAUGAAUAACUGUAACUUGUAUAAUUACUGUUAAAAGGAGGGUAUUUUAUAUACAGUGUAAAGAAGUAUUUUAUCAAGGGAUAUGUAUAAAUGGGAUUUCUACUACUGUAUAUCAGUGUAUAUAGUUCAGUGUAUAUCCAGUGUAAAUAUGUUAUGAACAACACAUCAGUGAAUAACUGAAAACCCACCACCCAGUGCAAGAAGUACUGCUUUGAAAUCUGGAUAAUUCUUAUCGUUAUCAUCAGGUAAGUAGCGAUAUGAAAUAAAAUUGGAAAAUUUAAAUAUCAAAUUGAAAUUUUAUGAAUAUAUACUUACCUGAUGAUAACAUUAUUAUACCCUCCCAACCUCCCCAUUUUUCAGUGAUCUGGUGACUCUUAUGAGCGCCAGACUUUACUGAAGUUAACUCGUGGAUAUCUACCUUUUAUAGGUAGAUAGUUCUAUUUUUAGAACAGGCGAGUUACAGGUGACUGAGCAUGGAUAAUUCUUAUCGUUAUCAUCAGGUAAGUAUAUAUUCAUAAAAUUUCAAUUUGAUAUUUAAAUUUUC
Molecule: messenger RNA, 2586 nt
Organism: Ruditapes philippinarum (Manila clam)
Lineage: Eukaryota; Metazoa; Mollusca; Bivalvia; Venerida; Veneridae
Exons: 2
Coding region: 186-1700 (504 amino acids)
Source: RefSeq, a predicted model, not a curated record